Messenger RNA from Sesamum indicum (sesame), 885 nucleotides. NCBI's taxonomy places the organism in Eukaryota, Viridiplantae, Streptophyta, Magnoliopsida, Lamiales, Pedaliaceae. The record is from RefSeq and is a predicted model, not a curated record.
CUAUUUUUUCCACUUCUUUUCAUUCACACGAGCCCACCAACCAAGUGGGACAAUGAAGAGCCCUUUGCUUGUGAACAUAUUUCAGCACACUCUUAUUUCACCCCCUCUUUUUCCAUCAAACUUUAGAAUUUCGCAACAAAAGGAAUUUGAAUUAAACUUCCAUCUGCAGUUUUCUUCUUUAGCCAAGUAUCUAAAAUAAGGUAAAAUUUCAAUCCUUAACCAUGGAGGAUCCUUAUAAACGAAUCUUGCCCGCAACUACUUUCUUUAAAUUGAGGCGAAGCAAAUUCCCUUCUUUUGUUUUACUUUCUUGAGUACAAUUAACUCAUGUUCUCGUUAAAUUGGUGGGUACACCUCUCCAUUUUUUCCACAUGCACGAGAAUUAUGAAUGUCUGCCCCCGCAAUGUGUUUGUGAAUUUGUUGCUGAGAAGAGUUAUUUAUUUUCUUGUCAAGAUUGCAUGCACAUGCACAAGUUCACGAAGGACAACGGGAACUAGAGUGGCCCAAUGGCAGAAUUGGUGGCGGAGAUCUUCCUAAAAAUGUUGGAGGAGCAACUGGUUCAGGCAAUAGUCGAUGGGCAAGAUCCUCUGGCUUCUAAAGCCUCAGUGGGCAUAUUACCGAGCAAUAGUUGUGGAUGUCGGACUGGGUUCAGAGGCCCACAACUUGAUUAUUGGACCAUCAAUGCCCAACCGGAUGCAUACACCACUACCGCUACCGCCAAUGGCCAAGCCCAAAUCUCAAUGAACAGGUUACAAAGCUCGAGGAGAUGUUCAUACCCAUCCUUUCGUUAUCCGGCCAAUCCUAGCCUCUAGCUGAUCCCUAUGUCCCCGACCAAGAUGUAUAGAAGAUGCGGACACUGCUGACAAAGGAGGACGAUUUAGGUUUGGA